Messenger RNA from Hypomesus transpacificus, 1226 nucleotides. RefSeq names its product serine hydrolase-like protein. The record is from RefSeq and is a predicted model, not a curated record. Bases 88 to 1017 code for a protein of 309 amino acids. NCBI's taxonomy places the organism in Eukaryota, Metazoa, Chordata, Actinopteri, Osmeriformes, Osmeridae. The transcript is spliced from 12 exons.
GUACUACCAAACUGUUCAGUUGGUGUUUCAGGAUGAUACAGACUUUGAAAGGUAUAAGACACUUAAUGACAUCGUCUACAAUGAAACAUGCAGUUUCAGAGUUCAACAUGCCGGUGCCAUGGGGAGAAAUCAGAGGCAAAGUCUGGGGUCCUGACCAUGGCUGUCCUGUACUUUGCCUGCACGGGUGGGCUGACAACUGUGGAACAUUCAACACACUUGUACCCUAACUGCCACAAGGCAGGCUUCCGGUAUGUAGCCGUAGACAUGGCUGGCCACGGCCUCUCCUCCCAUCGUCCUCCUGGGGUCUUUUAUUCCACCCCCUCGUACGUGGCGGACGUUCGGCGAGUUGUUGACGCUCUCCAGUGGAAGAAGUUCUCCAUCAUAGGGCACAGCAUGGGAGGCAAUAUAGCAGGAAUGUUCAGUGCCUUGUAUCCAGAGAUGGUGGAGUCGGUAGUGCUGCUAGACUCUUAUGGAUUCUUACCCACAGAUCCGGAAGAAAUUGCGCGGGUGAUGAGACAGGGCUUUGAUGAAAUGCUCCAGUUUGAUAAAAAGAGAGAGGAGAUGAAGGAGAGGUUGUACACCCAUGAGAAAGCCGUGCAGAGACUCAUGGCUGCAAACCCCAAUCUGUCCGAGCAGUCUGCUUGCAUUCUUUUAGAACGAGGCCUCGCUGAGGUGGAAGGGGGAGUGGUUUUUACCCGUGACGUUCGGAUCAAUAUGAAAAACAUCGAACGAGUCAGUAUGGAACAGUGUCUAGAGUUGAAGUCACUGAUACAAGCUAAAGUACUAGUUGUACUAGCUGACGAGGGCUUUGAGAAGUUCUUUUCGGAACCCGAUCAGAAGAAAUUUACCUCUGCUCUUAUUCAAGGCUACAAGGAUCACAAAGGCAUCGUGAUGACAGUCCCCGGAGAUCACCAUGUCCACCUGAACAGUCCUGAGAGAGUGGCCACAUUCGUCGCUGAUUUCCUCCAGUCCAACUCUACCUCAUACGUCUCUGGAGAGGAAGUCGCCAAGUUAUAACAGACACAAACACUUUACCAGCACACUCUCUUACACAGUGAGAUGUUCUUUAACUGUCAUUCUAAUCGGGUCACAAAACCUAAAAUACUCACACAGUACUUUUCUACUGUAUAAUUGUACUACUGCAUUAAUGUGUGCCUUCGUAAAGUGAGUAACUACACAGGGCUACUGAAAGUCACUUAUGUGCUUCCAAUCUACUCAUGAACAAA